AUGCCAACGCAUAACAGUACUACGUACUUACAGUCUGCCAAAGAAGAGUUACUAAGAUCUUAUUCCGAAAUUGGAAUUUCUACUGAUAAAAAAUUAUUUCUGCGAAAUUGCCUGUUAAAAGAACAACUUCCAACGUUAAGAUUAUUUAUAAAAUGUUUAUUCCUUAAGUCUUUUGAUACUGAAUAUGACGAAAAAGAAUCCACUGAUGAUGUAUUAAACUGGAACAGGUCUCAAAAGGUGAAAAAAAAAACUAAUGAAAAUGAUCGAAAUUCGUUAUUCAAUGAGGAAAAAAAGAAUUUUAUAGAAUCAUAUUUAUCCAUUGAUUCAUGGUCACCAUUUAACGCAAAAGCUGUGAAGAGCAAACCAUACUCCAUGGAUGUUGAUAUUAACGAUAUAUAUUCAAAAUUUUCUUCUUUAACACAGUUUCUACAAGCAAAGGAAGAAAUAUCGAAUGCCAAUAUACCAAAAGAAAUAGGGAAAUUAAACACUCCACUGAACGAAACUGUUGAAAAUAUUGUUACACGUACUGAAGAAGCUAAGAAUGGACACAUACAAUUAGACAUCGCAAAUUACAAAAUAAACAGCCGAAUAUAAAACGUAGAUCGCUCAAAGAUUCCACCGAAACUCAAACAGCCCCACCUUUCCUCGCUAU
This is a messenger RNA of Bombus terrestris (buff-tailed bumblebee), 652 nucleotides long. RefSeq lists its product as uncharacterized. The record is from RefSeq and is a predicted model, not a curated record. The transcript is spliced from 4 exons. Lineage: Eukaryota; Metazoa; Arthropoda; Insecta; Hymenoptera; Apidae. The coding region runs from base 1 to 594 and encodes 197 amino acids.